This is a messenger RNA of Clonostachys byssicola, 2424 nucleotides long. NCBI's taxonomy places the organism in Eukaryota, Fungi, Ascomycota, Sordariomycetes, Hypocreales, Bionectriaceae. The record is from the annotation of a GenBank genome assembly.
AUGUCCCAAAAACCCACACGAGAUGCAUUCUUCACAUUUAACCACAAAACAUACGGCAUGCGGCCAAUCUCAGUAGCCACAGAGUUCGUUGACACAGACUGGGAAGAGGAGGAUGACUACAGCGAAACCGAAGAGAACAACAAUUCGCCUCGUCCCAGUUUCACGACCGUGUCAUCGUACGACGAGGUUUCGACGCCCAGGACGAGCAGAGACGGCUUCAACUUUUCGACCUUGGCCAAACCCGUUGAAGGUCCUCACGGCCCACAUCUAUUCCGCAGCUCAGUCGAAUAUCCCCCUACGGUAGAGGACGAUAUCAUUCUCAGCCUGUCGCCCAUCACCCCAAAAGUGCCUCGAGGCGUACCCGUCCCGUUCCAUCGGUCACUCCCGCCGCCUCGACGUAACAGUCCCUUCAAAUACACAAGUGCCGAGCUUCAAAAGGGCACCCUCCCACAAUGGACGCCGGAGAUGGUCGCCCAGUCCAUGCUCAAUGCUGGCAUCGAGCAACCCGUCGCGGACCGUUUCAUUGAGAACGAUAUCACUGGUGCAAUUCUUAUCACGCUCAAGUUUGAGGACUUGAAGGAGCUCGAUAUCCAGUCCUUUGGCAUCCGCACAACAGUGUGGCACCAAAUCCAAGCACUGAGGGAUCGAGCCCCAGUAUCUCCACGACCACCCACACCGAUCGAGGAUGAACCCAGCCGGGAGGCACGCAAGGAGACGGGGAAGCAUGAUGACGCGAAGCCCAAGCGCCGCCCAAGCACCUCUGCAUCUCAGAGGAAGAAGUCUUCCGCGUCCGAUACCAUCAUGCCAGGUGAUUCUGUGUCCAUCAUCGGCAUUGAACAAGUGGUGCCAAAGCCGCACGUCUGUUCCAAAGGUGAGAACUGCUCCAAGUGGAGAAAGCAGCAGCGCCUCAUUGAGAGGUUCAUGAAGCUGAACCCUACUAUCGAUAUCAACGCCAAUGCAGGAGGCAAGGUGAUGAUUGUUGGUGAUGCUGGUAAUCCCGAUACCGCCAGGGCUCUCGAUCCCAAUGAGAACUGGCGUCCUUUCUCUGACGCCGUGCCCUCGGUCGUUGCAUCAUCCGACGUUCUUGGUACGGACGGGACGCCGCCUCUGCAGUAUCUCCAGGAGGUUUCUCUUCGUGAGGCUUCCCUCAGGAAUAUCGACAGGAUGGACACGCAAGAUAAUGUCCGCCAAUUCCUUCGGUUCCAGCAGAGCAACCCCAAUGAUGUCCCUCCAACUCCUCCCUACGAGGUUGCACCACAAGCUCCCCAUCAGGGCCUCCGAAGAUUGCCUAGGCUUUCGAUCCCCAGUGCUCCUCAGCCUCCUCGCCCUCAGCCACCAAGAGCCGCAACUGUUUCCCCACGGAUGCAGCUCUAUGCGGAGCAGCGUGCCGAACAGUUCCAAGAGGAAUGCACCUCUCCGCAAGAGUUUGUGCCGUACCAGAUGGAGAAGGCCGAUCCUCGGUCUCCCGAUCUGGAAACCCGACACAAUCCCUAUCGCUUUGGCACUCCAUUUUCGGAGAUGGACGUUCCCGUUACUGCUGUGCCACUGGGCCCAGUCGCACGGGACACCUCCCAGUCUGUCCCACCAGACAUGAGCUAUCGUCAUGGCCAUGCCAACCCCCCAAGAGCCCAAUCACGUACCUCUCGCCGCCCAUCUUUCCCCGUCCUCCCUGCCCUCGACGAGAACAAGCCAGUCCGGACAACGUCUCAGACUACAUCGCCUCAGGCUCCUUCACCUCCAAAGGUAGCUCCCCGCCGACAGGCACAGACGCAGUCACAGCCACAGCCACUUCACGCUCCGCCACGUGCCAAUUACCCUUGGUCACCCGUGGAGCGACGCAGCUUUGAGCAAGUCCUUCCCCCGUCAUCUACCUUUGAUGCUACUGAUGGACCGUCAUCGGACUCGGGUUCCUCUCAUGGCAUUUCACACCAAGGCCCAAUGAAGAAGCGCAAGACAAAGUUCUUGCGACAUGAGUGGCACGAUGGUUACUUCACCGUCAAAGGCACCCGUCUCAAUAUGCAUAAGGAUGCUGAGCAGCUCGAUCGCACCUUGGAAUAUGUUGACAUCGAUGACUACGCCAUUGCUUGCUCUAGCCUGGCCUCCACAUCGAAGCUGUCUGCUGCAUUCAAGGCCGUCAGCAUCUCCCACAAUCGGAACAAGAGCAACCCCGUGGGUGCGUUCCAGUUCCAGCUUAUUCCUAUGGAGAAGGAGAAGACCAGCGCCAAACUCCGCAAGCGCGAGAGCGCUGUGUCCGCCAAAGGUGCCGCUGCUGAAGGUGUCAAUGGCACUGGCAAGACACACCACUUUGCUGUGACCAGCCGUGAUGACCGCAUUGACUGGAUGAGGGAGCUGAUGCUCGCCAAGACCCGAAAGCAAAAGCAAGAGGGCUUCGAGGUCAAGGUCAAUGGCGCUGACAUGAUCUAG